AUGCCGCCCCUUUAUUUUCGUCUCUAUGACCUCAGCAGCGGGCGAGAGGCAAAUAGAAGUGCUGGUUUCUGGUUGUUGGGAGAGCUCGCUCAACAACUACAUGCGCGCUGCCGAGGCUACCAGGCUACAAACUGGCUAGCCCGGCUUGUUGCGGCGGUGCCACAAUGGGCAAGCGGAGCACAUUCCCCCUACGUCCCACGGAGCGGUUCGUUCACCGUGCGGCGCAUUUGCAUAUGUCCCUCGAGGCCUGCGCCCGCAGAAAGCACCGGAGAUACGCGUGCCCGUGGGAACGGCCUGCAGGAAACGCACGUCUACGCAGCUGCAGCCUGGGCAAAUGCAUACGUGCGCACACAUGCGUGCGUACUACACUCACAACACGCGCGCGGCAUAAGGGUGACGCCGUCGCCCGUGCAGACGGAGGCGGGUAACAGGGAUUCGCAGGGGCUGCUCGACCGAAAAAGGCAUUCACACGUGACCACAAACACCAUCACGUGGACGAAUGGCCCAACACAACCCUAUUUUUUCCGCGCGGCAGCGCGGAGCGGCGCGCGGGUCUCGUCGUGCGUGAUAGUGCUCCACUUUUCUCUUUACAGCCCUUUUCUCCACGGCGGGUGGCGGACAGGUGAAAAAAUUAUGUAUAUAAAGGUAGAGACCUCUUACGUAUGUGACGUGUGA
Molecule: messenger RNA, 675 nt
Organism: Lachancea thermotolerans CBS 6340
Lineage: Eukaryota; Fungi; Ascomycota; Saccharomycetes; Saccharomycetales; Saccharomycetaceae
Product: KLTH0H11462p
Exons: 1
Coding region: 1-675 (224 amino acids)
Source: RefSeq, a predicted model, not a curated record